CAUAGAAGGAGAAAAGAAGACUUCGGAGUCUACUCCGCGUGAAGGCAUGACUAAAUAUUUAAUUUCCUCCACCAUCCUCCCUUCCAUUUUCCAUCUUAUCGAUGAUCAUCUGAAGCAUCCUAGCUGGAAGAGGUUAUGGCGGAAUUCGAUAUUGGGCCUUCUGUGCGACCGCUGUUGGACAGUGAAGAUAGCACCAUCUACCUAGAUGUGGACGAAGAAGAUAGUGGCAAUACUGUUGAUGGCUUCACUCAACAGGUAGAAAACAAAGAUCAGAGACAACUAUAUACGAGUUCUAUAUACAAUAAAUAUUUAUAUUCCUGAAGGAUAUUUAUUUUGAUCUCUACCAACAAACACUGGUCUUUUGAAACAGAUUUUUAGUGAUCAUAGCUCCAUUCAAUCCAAUGUUUGUUUACCUCUUCCACUGGAAACUGAGAAUUCUGUUUACUUCGAUGCUCAAGAAGAUAUGCAAAACGGUGUGGAUGCCUUGAAUCGAAGGGAUAUAAUCGUGGAAAGGAGUUUGCUUAUCAUAAAUUUCGCAGUGGAGCUUCCAUCAGCCGUUUUUGAUCAGCUAUCAUCAGUGCACAAACCCCAAUAUGCACUGCUUAGUAUGUUAAUGUCAUUAGCAACCAUGCUGUUCUCCAUCAUUGACCUUGCUGAUAAGGGUAGAAAAGAAAGAGUUGAAUGGAUGGUGAGAGGUUAUUUACCUUGGUUUUACUCCCCAUAUCCAAAUUACAAGCCUCUGGGGACAUACUCAGACAUUGUUGGAUUAGUCUGUGGAAUCUUCCAAUGGGUUUUUGCAACUACAGCUUAUGCCUUUCUGUCCCAUCACUCUGAUAACCCUGUCAAAUUCUCAGCUUGGCCUCUAAUAUUUGCCUUUGGUGCAUUGUUUUCAAGAUUUCCAAGGAAUCCACACACAAGAGUCGUAGUCCGUGAACGCUUAGAAAUUCAUCAAUGCAGCCCUGAGUCCCCAUCCCCAUCUCCAUCCCCAUUAAAUGGUCUACGUGCCCUCCAGCUCCUGGAACUGGAACAUAUACCAUCUCAUGUAGGAGUUCUGAAUCUUCGUGAGUAUAUCUGUUGUGACUUGGCUACAACAGAACAGAAGAAAGGGGGAAGAAAUAGAAGAAAGAAGAGAAGGAAAAGAAACAAGUAUAACAGAGAAGAGAAAGAUCAAGAGAUGUAUUAUGAAAAUGUAUUAUUAAUGUAUGAUGACUUCAGAUUGAAUUAAUUUCAGAAUUUUUAGGGUUACUAUGUUGUAAAUUAUGAUUUUCAGAGGAAAAAUAAAAUCUUAAAUACUAGGUGCACAUACCCGAUCAA
Hevea brasiliensis (rubber tree) is the source of this 1314-nucleotide messenger RNA. RefSeq lists its product as uncharacterized. Bases 464 to 1225 code for a protein of 253 amino acids. The transcript has 2 exons. NCBI's taxonomy places the organism in Eukaryota, Viridiplantae, Streptophyta, Magnoliopsida, Malpighiales, Euphorbiaceae. The record is from RefSeq and is a predicted model, not a curated record.